Molecule: messenger RNA, 162 nt
Organism: Fusarium odoratissimum NRRL 54006
Lineage: Eukaryota; Fungi; Ascomycota; Sordariomycetes; Hypocreales; Nectriaceae
Exons: 1
Coding region: 1-162 (53 amino acids)
Source: RefSeq, a predicted model, not a curated record
AUGACUAUAACCAGGAAUAGGUACUCGCAGACACAAAAGAACAACAAGAAGCCACUCAAGGUCUUCCAGGCCAACGUCAGCAAGAUCCCUCUGGCCCACGACUACGCCCUGGCGCUAGCCGACUUAGAACAAUAUAACAUUAUACUCUUGCAGGAGCCGUAG